AUGAACGGCAUUGACGAAGGCCACAGUUUGCGUGGCGGUGGACACGUCCCUCCUCCUGGUGAUGUACGAAGGGAUCUGCAGGGAGGUGUGCACGUCGCAACCCUGCGGAGAGAAGGCAGCGAGAGUCAGGGAGUGCAAACACACGUGAUGCUUGACGGAAUGGAGGACCAGGCAACAAUGAAGGAAGGGCGGGACAGAGAAGGAGAAGGCAUUCCCCCUGGAAACAACCCUUUGAUGCUAAUGCAACCAUGUGGAGCCCCCGGAGUUGCCAAUGCGGCGAGUUCCAAAGUGGGAUGCGAAGGUACAACCCAACGAAGUGUGGACUACGCGAAGAAGACGAUAGCAAAUGCGAAGGAGAUCCUGAAAAACAAUGACCAGUGUGUUCUGAGCGAGUCCAAGUUGGAGGCGAAUGAACUGAAUGACAUCGCGGAGAUCUUGCACAGCAGGGAUGGUGAGAUGAUGGCGGUGGGAGGAAUGGCUUCUAUCGGACGGAUGGCUUCCAUGGGGGAAGGCAUUACUGGAAGAAUGGCGGGAAGUGGAAACCCCACAGCGAACGAACCAAACGACGCAGACAUGACGGUCCUCUUUGAAAGCUCUACCUCCUCCCUGCCAUUCAUCCUGAAGGGAAUUUCGGAGACCCUCGACCACAUCCUCUCAGUCGACAAAAUAGAGAGUAGAAAUAAAAAUCAACUCAUACAAGUGGUGCAAGAUGCACACAUGCUGCUGAGGUCGAAUUAUAACCUUGUCCUCAAGUGUGAUUCCAACUUAGCAAUAAUUGUAAAAAAAAUUAGAAGGCUGUACAGGCUCUACAGAAAGUUAGAUAAUCCUGAGGGGAGGUCUAGGAAGGGAGAGACUGUUGUUGGGGACACUGCUCCAGAGAUACUACCCAUUGCACAUAGCCACACAGGGGAGCCCCCCUUCAUUAGGGAUCCCGGCAGUGGUCAUGGCGGUAGAGUCAUAAUAAGGAAAAACCAGAACCAACAGGAUGAAACUCACCAGGGUGAUGCAAACACAGGGGUUCACAAGCGAAUUUGGGGGGCUACUACUCAAGAUAAUGAUUACACGAGUGGUUUUGUCCCUGGGGGGAACAAACAGGUGCAGAGAAACGUCCCCUCCAGUGUUGCUUCAUCAGUUAGAUGUGGAUACAGUUGGAACGUUGGGGAAGGAAACCGGCAGGUGGACCCCCCAUGUGGGGGGGUAAAGUCCGGUGGGGGAAAGAGAAACGGGCAAAAGACUCUGCUCAUGGAGGGAUCGCGCGUGGAGACACUACUGAGUGGGGGACCUUCCCACGAGGCGACCAUCAACAGUCAACCGCUUCAGGAGGCCCCUCUCCAAGAGGUAGUCUCACCUACAACUGUAGGGCUGGACCAGAGGCUUCCAUAUGCCUAUUGUGAAGCAAUUACUGUAAAGGACUGCCCACCAAGCGAUACGCAAGAAGAUAGCAGCUGCGUGGGCAAGAAAGACCGCCCCAUUGAUCCGAAGAAAUUAAGGUACUCGUUCGUUAAUGACGAGGAGGGGCGAAGUUAUGAAAACCUCAUGAGCAUUGACUCUAAGUCGACGGUCAUGUCCAACCACAAGGAGGACGCAGGGUCGUCAGUCACGACGGAGGGGAGGACAAAAACGGAAAGAAAAAGGACAGAAGGAGGGGGAAACACAAUGGAGGAAACAGGCAAAACGGAAGGGAUAAGCACAGCGCAGGAAUGGAAAAAGACAAAAAAGGCGCAACAGGAGCGGAUAGAGUGCGAAACGGGGGACGCGGAAAACGCGGCAGAAAUGCACCCCGAUCACCCCGCUGACAGUGCACACACUGCACCCCCGGCGCGGAGUCCAACGAAGGAACGGAACAACAAAAAAAAGGAACGCAAAAAAAAAAGAAUCCUGCGCGAGCUGAGCAAGCUGAACUCGCUGUUCUUCUUCACCUUCAACCACAAGGGGGACAUUAUAAACUACCUUCACAGGGAAAUACGCUCCAGCAUUUCGGAGUUCGACGCGGCGUACCAGCUGUAUGUGUCCAGGUAA
Plasmodium inui San Antonio 1 is the source of this 2019-nucleotide messenger RNA. RefSeq lists its product as hypothetical. Bases 1 to 2019 code for a protein of 672 amino acids. Lineage: Eukaryota; Apicomplexa; Aconoidasida; Haemosporida; Plasmodiidae. The transcript has a single exon. The record is from RefSeq and is a predicted model, not a curated record.